AUGCGCUUCAAAACAACCAUCAUCUGGUUACCGACGCAAGUCAGGGAUGCGGCUCUAGCGAUUAAGAGCGCGGCACCGAGUAGUGACAUUAAUAGGGAGUAUUUCGCGUACAACAUGGAUGGGAAGCCGGAAGGAAAUAAGCUAUUACUGGACUCUGGGAGAGCACAGUCGGCAGGGAAGAAGACGCUGAAGCAACCUGCGCGGACGGAUCUCUAUUACAAACGGAACUGA
Messenger RNA from Fomitiporia mediterranea MF3/22, 231 nucleotides. RefSeq lists its product as uncharacterized. The coding region runs from base 1 to 231 and encodes 76 amino acids. The transcript has 3 exons. The record is from RefSeq and is a predicted model, not a curated record. Lineage: Eukaryota; Fungi; Basidiomycota; Agaricomycetes; Hymenochaetales; Hymenochaetaceae.